Molecule: messenger RNA, 1311 nt
Organism: Pteropus alecto (black flying fox)
Lineage: Eukaryota; Metazoa; Chordata; Mammalia; Chiroptera; Pteropodidae
Gene: GAL3ST3
Product: galactose-3-O-sulfotransferase 3
Biological process (GO): glycolipid biosynthetic process
Cellular component (GO): membrane
Molecular function (GO): galactosylceramide sulfotransferase activity
Source: RefSeq, a predicted model, not a curated record
AUGCCACUCAUCCUCCAGCGCCUGCAGCAGGCCACCAAGAUGAUGAGCCGCAGGAAAAUCCUGCUGCUGGUGCUAGGGUGCAGCACUCUGAGCCUCUUCAUCCACCAGGGGGCACAGCUCAGCUGGUACCCCAGGCUGUUCCCCCUGAGCUGCCCACCUCUGCAGGACUCGCCGCCGCGACCCAAGCACAUGACCGUGGCCUUUCUAAAGACGCACAAGACUGCGGGCACGACGGUGCAGAACAUCCUGUUCCGCUUCGCCGAGCGCCACAACCUGACCGUGGCUCUGCCGCACCCGAGCUGCGAACACCAAUUCUGCUACCCUCGCAACUUCUCCACGCACUUCGUGCACCCGGCCACGCGCCCGCCGCACGUGCUGGCCAGCCACCUGCGCUUCGACCGCGCGGAGCUCGAGCGCCUCAUGCCGCCUGGCACCGUCUAUGUCACCAUCCUGCGGGAGCCGGCGGCCAUGUUCGAGUCGCUCUUCAGCUACUACAACCAGUACUGCCCGGCCUUCCGGCGCGUGCCCAACGCGUCGCUCGAGGCCUUCCUGCGCUCGCCCGAGGCCUACUACCGCGCGGGCGAGCACUUCGCCAUGUUCGCUCACAACACGCUGGCCUACGACCUGGGCGGCGACAACGAGCGCAGCCCGCGUGAUGACGACGCCUACCUGGCGGGCCUCAUCCGCCAGGUGGAGGAGGUCUUCUCGCUGGUCAUGAUCGCCGAGUACUUCGACGAGUCGCUCGUGCUGCUGCGGCGCCUGCUGGCCUGGGACCUGGACGACGUGCUCUACGCCAAGCUCAACGCGCGCGCUGCCAGCUCGCGCCUGGCCGCCAUCCCCGCGGCGCUGGCACGGGUGACGACGCCUACCUGGCGGGCCUCAUCCGCCGGUGGAGGAGGUCUUCUCGCUGGUCAUGAUCGCCGAGUACUUCGACGAGUCGCUCGUGCUGCUGCGGCGCCUGCUGGCCUGGGACCUGGACGACGUGCUCUACGCCAAGCUCAACGCGCGCGCUGCCAGCUCGCGCCUGGCCGCCAUCCCCGCGGCGCUGGCACGGGGGCCCGCACCAAGCAGCUGCAGCCGUGGCAGCCCAGCCGCAAGGUGGACAUCAUGGGCUACGACCUGCCCAGCGGCGGCGCCGGCCCGGCCACCGAGGCCUGCCUCAAGCUGGCCAUGCCCGAGGUGCAGUACUCGAACUACCUGCUGCGCAAGCAGAAGCGCCGGGGUGGCGUGCGGGCCCGGCCCGAGCCCGUCGUGGACAAUCCCCCGCCUCGGCCCAUCCGGGUGCUGCCCCACGGCCCCCAGGGCCACUGA